This is a messenger RNA of Mercenaria mercenaria, 6881 nucleotides long. RefSeq names its product intraflagellar transport protein 140 homolog. The record is from RefSeq and is a predicted model, not a curated record. Lineage: Eukaryota; Metazoa; Mollusca; Bivalvia; Venerida; Veneridae. Gene Ontology annotation, biological process: intraciliary retrograde transport. Gene Ontology annotation, molecular function: protein binding. Gene Ontology annotation, cellular component: ciliary basal body; intraciliary transport particle A; axoneme.
GUGGUGUGUACUUUGUGAGUGAAGGUGGCCAAUGCAGCCAGGCAUUUAAGGCAGAUGGUCCCAUAUUAAAACUGUUGUACUAUGAAGAGAAAAACAUACUUAUCACGGUAACAGAAGGUCUGUCAUUGUUCCAACAUGCUGUGAUGCCUGAGGGAGACACCAAGGAAAUGAUGAAGGUAAAACUUAGCGGCAGGGGAGACAAGCCAGUAAUUGACUGGGCAGGAAAAGGUAUCCUAGCAACAUCAACUGGUGAAGGAGUUAUCAGGAUGUGGGAGCUGGAGAAUGAGGAGAACUAUAUACUUCAUCUUGAUGGACACAGUGGAUAUGAUCCUAAUGAAAAUAUUACAUGUUUAGCUUUCUGUGAGCGAAAAGGUACUCUGGCAGGUGGUACAAACAUGGGAAAUGUAGCCCUGUGGAAAUAUUCACCUCCUCUUGGUAACAAGAAAGUGGAUGGUGAACAGAAAUGGAAACUUCAGACCCCAGCAACAGUGGAAGGACCUGUUGCACAAGUUUCUUGGGGUUCUACCAAAGACCUGCUUGCCGUCAACACUAUAGCUAAUGUGUUUAUGUUGAAUGAGCAUGUGAUGAGUGCUAAUUUCAGGGAUCAGACUGCUGUAGUACAGUUUGGACCUAGUUCUCUGUCUAUAGAGGUGUUUUCUAAUGGUACACAUCAUGAUCUCAAAACAGACAUACAAGUUAAAGGAAUAUAUACAACAAAGGAUGCAUUAGCAGUAUGGAAUGGUAGACGUGUGAUACUGUAUGAAUAUUCUGAAGAUAAGUCUACUAUAAAGGCAUCAGGCAGUUUUACCACAGAUUCUAUGAUUAUAUGUAUAUAUGAACAAAAUGUCUACAGUAUAGAAAUGCAGAAGGUGCAAGUUAGGACAUUCCAGGGUACAGUUAAACAGUCAAUAAACUUCAGUGAAGUAGAAGGCCAGCCAGUAUGUUUAGAUGUAUGUGGUACCUAUCUCUUGAUAGGAACUGAUAUAGGCAUACUCAAAGUGUUUGACUUGUCUAGAAGAGAAGCUAAACCACAUAGUCAUCCAAAGAAUCUACAUGAGCUGGUUCCAGGCUUUGGCAGUCUUCUUGCUUGUAAAGUCAACUGUAAUGGUACCAAAGUUAGUGCUGCUAUUAAAAUGCAGAGUGGUAAUCAGACAGAUCCCAAGUUGUAUUUCUGGGACAUCGAGACAGACUCUUUAUCCUACUUUAACUUUGAGACGGGUAAAGGUGAGCAGGAUGACUAUCCCCCAGAACAGAUGGUCGGCAUGCAGAAAGAUAGUGCUAUAGAAAUGAGUGAUGCUGAUAGAGGUAAAGACCAAGCAGCGAAGGAUAUUGCGGGUCGCUUUCCAAUCACCCAUCACUGGGACGCUCAUGAUCCAAAACUUGUUGUUUGUGAGGCUCGUAUCCUUCCAAGAACAGAUAAUAAAGAGGAGAAGAAACAGAAAGCUACCCUCACUAAACAGAUAGAGGAAGGGCCAGUUGAAGUGAUGGUUGUUUCAUUGUUCUGUACACCAGAGAAUGGAAUACUAAUACAGGACAGUUUUCCCCUCAAUGAUGACUAUAACUGUCUACUUGGUAUUGAAGUUCCAUAUCACUACUUUGUUAGAAAGAAUGAAACUAGUGAAGAUGAGAACGCAAACCAGGAGUCUGGCCAUUUAGUACGACCAGACACAGCCACUGUGAUAUACCCUAAACUUGUGUCUCGUACAACGAUGCGAGACUUUGUCGGCCUGGAGAAGAGUGAUAAACAAACUAGAGAAGCAAUGUUGAACUUCAGCUAUUACCUUACCAUAGGCAACAUGGAUGAAGCUUUUAAAGCAAUCAAAUUAAUUAAAAGUGAGUCAGUAUGGGAGAAUAUGGCUAAGAUGUGUGUGAAAUCUCGGCGGCUUGAUGUAGCCAGUGUAUGUUUAGGUAAUAUGGGGCACGCACGAGGGGCAAAGGCCUUGAGGGAAGCACUUAAAGAACCUGAAUUAGAUGCAAAGGUUGCUACACUAGCAAUGCAGUUAGGCUUAUUUGAGGAUGCAGAGAGGCUAUUAAGGAACUGUAAAAGAUAUGACUUGCUGAAUGAAUUCUACCAGAAUGCAGGCCAAUGGGGAAAGGCAAUGGAGACAGCAGAGAUGUAUGACAGGAUACAUUUACGUACAACAUACUACAGCUAUGCUAAACAUCUCGAGGCUAACGGAGAAAUGACAGAAGCUAUACCAAAUUUUGAGAAGUCAGACACUCAUAGAUUUGAAGUUCCCAGAAUGCUCUUUGAUGAACCAGAUGCACUAGAACAGUAUAUACUCAAACAUAAAGAUAAAUCCUUACAUAAAUGGUGGGCUCAGUACAUGGAAAGUCUGGGAGAGAUGGACACAGCAUUACAGUUUUAUGAAAUGGCUCGUGAUUAUCUGUCUCUAGUCCGAGUCUACUGCUACUGUGGUAAUAUGGACAAGGCAUCAGAAAUAUGUAAUGAGACAGGAGAUAAAGCAGGAUGUUAUCAUUUAGCUCGACAACUAGAGAACCAGGACCACAUCAAGGAGGCCAUACAUUUCUUCCAGAGGGCAGAGGCUUUUGGAAAUGCCAUCAGAUUAUGCAAAGAACAUAAUUAUGAAGAUCAGAUGAUGAAUCUGGCGUUGAUGGGUCGACCUGAAGACAUGAUGGAGGCUGCAAGAUACUAUGAGGAUAAACCAGGACAACAAGAUAAAGCUGUCAUGUUGUACCACAAGGCUGGCAACUUCUCACGUGCCCUGGACCUGUCAUUCCGUGCAAAGCAGUUUGGUGCUCUACAGAUGAUAUCUGGUGACCUAGAUGAGAGAGCGGACCCCGAGUUGUUACAGAGAUGUGCCGAUUUCUUCCUGGAGAACGGACAGUUUGAUAAGGCUGUAGAUCUCCUUGGUAUCGGCAAGAAGUAUUGGGAGGCUUUGAAGAUCUGUAUGGACCAGCAUGUUGAGGUGACAGAAGAUCUGGCAGAGAAGUUGACACCUACAAAAGAGGAGCUUGGUGGAGACACUAUGGAGAGGGUGAAGAUACUAGAGGCUAUAGCUGAGGUGUGCAUGCACCAGGGACAGUAUCAUCUGGCUACCAAGAAAUUCACACAGGCUGGAAAUAAAAUGAAGGCUAUGAAAGCAUUGUUGAAAUCUGGUGACACAGAGAAAAUCAUUUUCUUUGCUGGAGUGUCAAGACAGAAGGAGAUCUAUGUAAUGGCUGCAAACUAUUUACAAUCUUUGGACUGGAGAAAGGAUCCAGAAGUCAUGAAAAAUAUCAUUGGUUUCUACACCAAAGGACGUGCAUUGGAUGCCCUGGCAUCGUUUUACGAUGCUUGUGCCCAGGUGGAGAUUGACGAGUACCAGAAUUACGACAAGGCUCUUGGAGCUCUGGGUGAGGCAUUUAAAUGUCUUGGUAAGGCCAAGAUGACUGAUGAAAGUUUACAAGAAGAGAGACUGGGUCAACUGAAGAACAAGAUAACUUUGAUCAAGAAAUUUGUGACUGCUAGAAGGGUUUAUGAUGAAGAUUCUGAGGAGGCCAUCAAACAAUGCCAAGUACUUCUGGAGGAACCAGACCUGGACAGUGCUGUCAGAAUGGGAGACGUGUACGGCUUUAUUAUUGAACAUUAUGCCAGAAAGGAGCGCUGGAAGGCUGCAUAUAAUGCUAUGGAAGAGAUGAAGGGUAGAAUAUCUGGUGUGAACAUGACAUACUAUGUGAACAUGCGGACAAUACAAGCUGUACAUCAAGCCCUGGAUAUACCUCUCAGUAACACGAUCAACACAAACAAGAUGAACGGGUAUAGAGCUGCGGGCCACGAGGAGGAAGACGGGGAUAUUGUAGAGGAGGAAGUUCCAAUGUAUAAUGACGAUCUUUGAAAUCAUUUCAACUUGUGUCUGUGAUAAAUUUCAUAAAAUAUGACUAAAUUGUCAUAAACAUUCGAGAAAGUUUUGUAAGAAUAUGAAACGAUUUCCUUGGUUAUACUUUCAAGGAAGUUAUUUAAGAAUAGUGAACAGUUUCUUUGGUCAUAAACUUCCGUCAGUGCAUGACAUCAGAAAAAUUUCAGAAACACUUCAUGAUACUUGUAUUACAUUGUUUUUAAUUUGAUUAUGGCAUUAUAUGUAGAAAAUAAGAAUAAGGGUUUAUUUAGGAAUAUUGUUUUCAGUCGUCCUUGGGAGUGAAUGAUCACAAAUCUGUGUGUACUUAGGCAUUUAAAUUUGUUUGAAUUUAAUUUUUUGACAUUUAAUAUGAUGUUACGAAUAUGGCAGUGUUAUCAGCUCUGACUCAUUUUGUUGGCCAUCUGUCUGUAGCGGUCUGCCAGUUUCAAAAUAAGGAAUUCUCUUACAUUUCUUUAUAGAUCUGUCCGGCUUCACAUAAGCGGAGCAUUGAGUUCAAUAGCAUUAUGACAUUUUUAAGGAUUUUAGUUUUUUUUCUCAGUUAUUUCUCUACAUAUACAAGAUGUUUUGAUCGGACAUGCAAUUGUGAAUUUGUCUCAAUGUUCACUCUAGUCAGCAGUGCUGAAGUAACUGUUGCCAUUAUUGUCAUGACCAGGUUCUAAGGUUAUAAAACAUGAAUUUGAAUACCAGUCCUGGAAUGCAGUCUUGCCAUUGGUCAAUUUUGAAUUUUCGCUCAUAGAUAACCAAUCAGAUGCUGCAAUUUUUAGACUGGUCUCCAAACUGGUUUUUACAGCUUUGGAACCAGGACAUGAAAUAGGUUGGACCAAAAACCAUUGUAAUUGGUUUGGCCACUGUUUAUAGUAACAGAUAUAUGAUGAUCAUUUUGUAUGAUACUGUGUAGAUAUUUUUGUACUACAAACUUGGCAUCUAUGUCUGAUACGAAAAGAUGAUACCUUGAUGAUAAUUUGUGAUAAAAAUUUUGAAAGCAUUCCAUUCAAGUGUGUGGCAUUGUAAAUGUCUUUGAUCUUCAUAAUCUGCAGGGCUUUAGAGUUAUCAUAAGGCAGUGAAAUUUUAGUGUUUGUAGUUUAAUUGUUAUGCAUAAUUGUAACUUUAGGGAAAAAUAUUUAGGCCCGGCAUGUUAUUAUUCGAGUGAAAUGUUUCAACAUUAAGUAUUUAAAGCAUUGUGUAAACUAUUUAUAGAUUUAUUAAUGUGAGUCAUACAGCAUAUUGCUAUAGGAGGUAAAAAUCAUGGUGCAAAUGUACCUUUAAGUAUUGUACAUUGUGUAUUUGAAUGUUCAGAUAGCAAUAUGCUCUCUUAUGUUUUAUAUGUAAUUCUUUUAUCAAAUCCGUCCAUCAUAUCCAUUAUGUGCUUUAUUUAUUUCUCAAAUAUACAACAUAUCACAUGUACCUUUUUACUUUCAAAAUGUGAAUCUCUGUAACUUGAUGUUUUAUACUAGAGAAUUAGAGAGUCAUUUCAUUUAUUACUAGUUAUAGAGAGAGGUAACGGUCAGUCCUUGAGGUUGUAAAACUUUGUUUUAGGUACUUGUCUGUUAUGUACCAGUCACAAGUUGCAAACUUGUCAUGUCUCAGUUUCAAAAUUGGGCCGUGAAUUAACCAGAUGGAGGCGUAAAAAUUUACUUAUUUCAAGGAUCUGCAUGACAGUGGACAAAAAACCAUUUGACUCUAGUCCUUAAUUUUUAGCUUGACUAUUCGAAGAAUAGGGGAGCUAGCCUACUCGUCCCGGCGUCGGCGUGAGCGUCACACAAAUGUUAAAGUUUGCGUACCACCCCAAAUAUUUUCAAAGUCCAUUGAGAUAUUGCUUUGAUAUUUUGCAUACUUGUUUACCAUCAUGACCCCAGUCUGCAAAAAGGAGGAGGCAACUGUAUGAAGCAUUUUGACUGAAUUAUGGCCCCUUUUCUACUUAGAAUAAAUGUUAAAGUUGGCGUACCACCCCAAAUAUUUUCAAAGUCCAUUGAGAUAUUGCUUUCGUAUUUUGCAUACUUGUUUACCAUCACGACCCCAGUCUGUAAAAAGGAGGAGGCAACUCUAUGAAGCAUUUUGACUGAAUUAUGGCCCCUUUUCGACUUAGAAUAUGCUUAUUGUAAUGUUAAAGUUUUACUCAUUGCUUAUAUUAUACUAUCAAGCACUGAGAAUAGUCAAGCACACUGUCCACUGACAGCUCUUGUUUAUAUGAACUUCUUCACCGUAUCCAGCGUGACCUUGAGAUAUCAGCUUCCACGUCUUAAUUAAGUUUUAGUGGGGGAAAUGUGGGAAAUGCACUGUCGGCAGUUUCUUAGCAGGAUUUCCCUGUGGAUUACAUAAUAUUAUGUAAGUUUAAGCAUGUAGCUGAAUACUGUUUCAUAACCAGGGUACAUGGCUGUUAGUAUUUAUAGAAUGUAUAUGACUGACAGGUUGUGCUCUGUGUUCUGUGCCUUAAUGGUGUGAACUUUUGUUCUAAUUUUAUUUCGUGUUUUCCACACUUCAUUUGUUACUGGUAAUCUAGUAUACUUCUGAUAGAAAUUACUAACAUUUCGUGAAGUUUCAUCUCUGAAAAUGAAAAUUCAAAAUGUAGAUUAGGUACCAUUGUUAAAUUAUCUGGUUGAUAGCUUUUCCAGUUAAAAGUUUUUCUGUUGUAAGAAGAGAGCAGAAUGGGGUUCAUUUCCAUCAUGCAAACAUUGAAUUAAUGGAGGUUUUUAACAAGUCUUGCCCAUAUUAAUCGAAGUACAUGUAAAAUCUUGUUUGGUGAAAAGUUAACAAUAUGAGAACAGCAUUUUUUGUACACAUAUUUUUGUUUUUGAUCUGGUUACGUAUAUGCUAUUGUUUAUUUUCCAUUGUAUAUAUUCUUACAUUAUUUAUUUCUCGCAGCUGUCAUGAUUACUUUUUUGGUAUCACAUUUAUUUUUACAUUUUAUAUCAUUAGUACAAUUACACAAUGCUGAUUGAGUUUUUAUUCACAAUAUGAUUUCUAGAAAUUCUAAGCUUAGUUUGUUAAUGUAUGAAUAAAAUGAUAUAUUUUGAAUCUUGA